AUGGUUCUCUUCUCUGCUGCACUGGCUGCUGCUGCCAGCCUGAGCUUGCUUCCGCAGGCUGCUGUUGCAGCCGUCAACAUCUCCUCGCUGCCCGCGCCGGAGGCUGUGUCGACCCUCGUGGUGCUUGUGAUGCAUGCUCAGACAGACUAUUGGGCGUUUCCCCCUUGCACAGAGCUGGCGGCACGAGGCUUCACCGUCCUCUGCGCCAACAAUGCAGCCUCGAAGCUGAACAUGUGGCCCGAUGCCGAUCUGGAGUUCUUGAUGCAGAACGUGGCCGAGAUGGUGGGGUGGAUCCGUAACCAGACUGAGUUCUCCAAGAUCGUCUUAUGGGGACACAGCGGUGGCGGUUGCCUCAUGUCUGCAUAUCAAAACAUUGCCGAGAAUGGCAUUUCGGCAUGCAAUGGGACUGAAAAGAUCUGGCCCUGUGGUGACGAGGUAGCAGGCCUCCCCCCAGCCGACGGCGUCAUCCUGCACGACGCCAACUAUGGCCUGUCGACCAUGAUGUUCCUGAGUCUGAACGCAGCCAUCAUCAACGAGACGACGCUCGAGACAGACCCCUCCCUGGACAUGUACAGCGCGACCAACGGCUUCAACACGUCUGGGCCCAGCAACUUCAGCGAGACCUUCAUGGAGGACUGGCAGACGGCCCUUGUGGAGCGCAACAACCGCCUCAUCAGCCACGCCGAGGACCGCUGGACCGCCAUCAUCAACAACGAGUCCGUGUGGGCCGACGAGGAGGGCUUCCUCGUGGCCGACGCAGCCUACGGCGAGGACAACAACAAGAUCUUUGCCGAGGACCUCAAGUAUCUGUCGCACACGACCAACCCGUGGCCGCUGAUCCACAACAACGGCUCCAUCACCACGGAGAUUGUCUACAGCGUGCGCGUGUCCGAGUCGCCCACAUCCGACCUGCGGUCCUACAUCAACGGCGCCCUCAAGACCACCGUGGGCCGCUUCCUGCGCAUUUUUGCCCUCCGCGUCGAGGACGACUUUGCCUACGAGGAGGACGACCUCAGGGGCAUUGUCUGGAACUCGAGCCACCUGGUCCCGCGCAACGAGGUGCGUGGCAUCUCGGUGCCCCUCCUGACCAUGGGAAACACGGGCCACUGGGAGUAUCUGAAUGCCGAGAAGGAGGCCCUCGCCCACGGCGGCAAUGACACCACCACGGCCUUUGUCGAGGGGGCUUCCCACUUGAUCACCCCCUGCACCGAGUGCGAGACGUAUCCUGGCGAGUAUAACAACACGGUUAAGAACGCAUUUGACUUCCAGGCCACCUGGUUGGCCAAGCCGGGUCGCUUCUUCUAG
Molecule: messenger RNA, 1305 nt
Organism: Cryphonectria parasitica EP155
Lineage: Eukaryota; Fungi; Ascomycota; Sordariomycetes; Diaporthales; Cryphonectriaceae
Exons: 4
Coding region: 1-1305 (434 amino acids)
Source: RefSeq, a predicted model, not a curated record